AUGCAUGUUCCCGAGGCGCAACGACCCUUCCUGGAGAGUGUUCAGGAAGCACUUCGACGUUACGAUGAGCAGCUGAAAGAUAUCAACCACAAGAUUUGGUCGAAUCCUGAACUUGCCUACCAAGAAUACCAGGCUCACGAUCACGUCUGUGAGCUCUUCAACAGCCUCAAAUCGAGUGGCUAUCAAGUCCGUCCCAAGGCAUACGGUCUCGAGACGGCUCUUGAGAUUGAGUUUACUCACGGAAGUGGCGGACGUGUUGUUGUGUACAAUGCGGAAUAUGAUGCCCUCCCUGGCAUUGGUCAUGCCUGCGGCCAUAACUUGAUUGCAACAAGCUCUAUCGCAGCUUUUAUUGCAACAUGCGAGGCGAUGAAGGCACAGGCACAGUCUUCCGGCAUCUCGGGAUUCACCGUCCGUCUUCUGGGUACUCCAGCUGAAGAAUCUGGCGGUGGUAAAGUGAAAUUGAUCGAGGCCGGAGCCUACAAGGACGUAGACGCUUGCCUGAUGGUGCACCCAGUUCCAAUGUCACCUAAUCGCCCUGACGUGCAUGGUGUUGCGACCGUCGUUGAAGGAGGAUAUUUGGCCAACGACAAAGUCAAAGUUACAUAUACUGGAAAACCGUCGCACGCAGCAGCGGCGCCCUGGGAAGGAAUCAACGCCCUUGAUGCGGUGGUCUCAGCAUACGUGAACAUUUCUCUUCUCCGACAACAGAUCUUGCCAUCUCAAAAGAUCCACGGUGUCAUUGUUAAUGGAGGUGCUCGCCCGAACAUCAUCCCGAUGUCCGCAUCUGUGGAUUACUACAUUCGUUCUCCAACGAAGAAAACCCUGAAGCCUUUGACGGAGAAGGUGAUGCAAUGCUUUGAGGCUGCAGCCACUGCGACAGGCUGCAAAGUGGAAUAUGAAUGGGGCGUUGGGUAUGAUGACCUGAAGGCCAAUAUGCCCAUUUGUGAGAGCUAUGUCUCAGCAAUGCGGGCAAUGGGUCACCACACUCUGCUUGAUAACUCUGAGCAGAAGGGCGCACUCGCGGGGGGUUCAACUGAUAUGGGCAAUGUAUCGUAUGUCGUACCUGGCUUCCAUGGCGUUUUCUGUAUCCCAGCCAAGGGCGUCAACCAUACCCCCGAGUUCACAAGUGGGGCGGGCUCCCCGGAGGGAUUUGAAAGGGCUAUCGCCUGUGCUGCUGGAAUGGCCGUUGUCGGAUGCCAGGUGCUGGUUGAUGACAAAUUUGCCGAGGCAGUCAAGAAGGAUUUCCAGCGUGAAUGA
Penicillium subrubescens is the source of this 1257-nucleotide messenger RNA. RefSeq names its product M20 family metallopeptidase. The coding region runs from base 1 to 1257 and encodes 418 amino acids. The transcript is spliced from 5 exons. The record is from RefSeq and is a predicted model, not a curated record. Gene Ontology annotation, molecular function: dipeptidase activity. Lineage: Eukaryota; Fungi; Ascomycota; Eurotiomycetes; Eurotiales; Aspergillaceae.